Jatropha curcas is the source of this 3786-nucleotide messenger RNA. RefSeq names its product ethylene-overproduction protein 1. Gene Ontology annotation, biological process: negative regulation of ethylene-activated signaling pathway. NCBI's taxonomy places the organism in Eukaryota, Viridiplantae, Streptophyta, Magnoliopsida, Malpighiales, Euphorbiaceae. The record is from RefSeq and is a predicted model, not a curated record. Gene Ontology annotation, molecular function: protein binding.
ACUAUUCAACCAGUUAAAGAGCCAUCUGAUGAUGUGGCCAAAGUGGAGGGGUUGGGUGUUGGGUAUUGUGGAGAUGGUGGUGAACUGAAAAAAACAAGCUUUGCAUAGGGGUCAGCUACCAAAUCAACCAAAACUUUCCGGUCACCAAAACUGCCAAACUCUACAAUAAGGAGGUCUGUGUUUACUGUAAAGUAUCUGAAUUUAUUCUAUGAAGAAAACAGAUGAUAAAAAAAGAUUCAAACGCUAUAUUAGCUUUCUUUCUUUUUCUUGAGAACCAAACAUUAUAUUCAGUCUAUGUAUGGCCUCUUUCUCUUUUUCCUCUUCCUUUCUUAGGAACCUGUUUGCAGUUUGCAGGCAAGGCAAGAGGUAAAGGAUCUUUACUUUGAAUUCUUUUUCUUCUUUUUUUUUUUGAAGAAAAAGUUCAGACAUUUCUAUAUAUAUGACUUUCUUGAAUAUGAUUUCCUAGCUUUGUAUUCAUCUUCAAAGAGGAAAAAAAAUGCGAGGCCUUAAAUUCUUAGAUAGAUUUAAAAGCUCCCAAGUCCACGCCUUAAGCCCUUCUGAUGUCAAACCCAAACUUCCAAAAUCCAAAUUCACGAACUCUGUCUCAGUUUCUCAGUCUCUGCUUUCUUAUGGGCUUCCUACAACUGACCUCCUUGAACCCUCCAUAGACCCUCACUUAAAAUCCAUAUACUAUGUUGAAUCUCUAGCUGAACUUUAUUGUCGCGUCGACACUUGCUUGCCAUCUGAUAAAUCUUUAUUAUGCGUUGAACAAUAUACUUUGUUGCGUGGCUUGGGUGAUCCUAAGCUGUUGAGAAGGUGUCUUUGUGCUGCAAGGCAAUAUGCUAUUGGUGUGCACUCGAAGGUGGUGCUUUCUGCUUGGUUGAGAUUUGAGAGGAGAGAAGAUGAAUUUGUUGGUGUGUCAUCUAUGGAUUGUAGUGGCUAUGUCCUUGAAUGUCCUAAUGCUGCUUUAGUUUCUGGUUAUGAUCCUAAUUCAGUUUAUAGUCAUUGCCAAGGUAGUCAAGAUUGUCAUCUACUGGUUAAUUCUCAAAUCUUGAUUGGAAAUGAUUGCCCCAGCUUGGAUGACGGUGAUGUUUCAUUUUGUAUCAAUGAUCAGUUGGUUCAUUGUGUUAGAUUCAAAAUUGCUGCUCUUUCUAACCCAUUAAAGGCAAUGCUAUAUGGUAGUUUUGCAGAAUCAAGAAAGGAUAAUAUUGAUUUUUCAAAGAAUGGAAUAUCAGUAGAGGGAAUGAGAGCUGUGGAAGUGUACAGUAGGACUAGAAGAGUUGAUUUGUUUCGUGCUGAGAUUGUUUUGGAGUUGCUUUCUUUUGCAAAUAGAUUUUGCUGUGAGGAGAUGAAGUCUAGUUGUGAUGUUCAUUUGGCUUCAUUAGUAUUUGAUAUUGAGGAUGCGUUGAUUCUUAUUGACUAUGGUUUAGAAGAAAGUGCAAAUCUUCUUGUGGCUUCUUGCUUGCAAGUUUUGCUCAGAGAGCUACCAAGUUCCUUGUAUAAUCAUAGAGUGAUGAAGGUUUUCUGUAGCUCUGAGACUCGGGAAAGAUGGGCUAUGCUUGGGCAUGCUUCAUUCUUGCUGUAUUAUUUCCUGAGCCAGGUUGCUAUGGAGGAGAAUAUGGUAUCGAGCGCAACUGUCAUGUUAUUGGAUAGGUUGCAGGAAUUUGCAACAGAAAAGUGGCAGAGAGCACUUGCUUUUCAUCAACUGGGUUGUGUUUUGCUUGAGAGAAAAGAGUACAAGGAUGCACAGUUUUGUUUUGAGGCAGCCGUUCAGGAAGGUCAUGUUUAUUCAGUAGCUGGUGUUGCAAGGACAAAGUACAAGCAAGGGCAGCAGUAUUCAGCUUUUAGGUUGAUAAACUCCAUUAUUUUUGAGUAUAAACCUGUUGGCUGGAUGUACCAAGAAAGAUCUUUAUAUGGUGUCGGACGGGAGAAGACUAUUGAUUUAAAUACUGCAACUGAACUGGAUCCAACCCUUCCUUUUCCAUAUAAAUACAGAGCUGUCAUGAAGGUGGAAGAGAAGCAGAUUAAGCAAGCUAUCUCAGAGGUUGGUAAAAUUAUUUCAUUCAAGCUCUCACCUGAUGUCCUUGAAUUGCGGGCUUGGUUCUUCAUAGCACUUGAGGAUUAUGAAAGUGCAUUGAGAGAUAUUCGAGCAUUGCUAACUUUGGAGCCUAAUUAUAUGAUGUUUCAUGGAAAGGUAAGUGGUGAUCACUUAGUAGAACUUCUCAACCAUAGAGUUCAACAGUGGAGUCUGGCUGAUUGCUGGAUGCAACUUUAUGAACGAUGGUCUUGUGUUGAUGAUAUUGGCUCUUUAGCUGUCAUACAUCAAAUGCUGAUACACGAUCCAGGGAAGAGCCUAUUAAGGUUUCGACAAUCUUUACUUCUUCUCCGGUUAAAUUGUCAGAAGGCAGCAAUGCGCUGUUUGCGGUUGGCUAGAAAUUAUUGUAGUUCUGAGCAUGAAAGACUGGUUUAUGAAGGAUGGAUUUUAUAUGACACUGGCCAUCGUGAAGAAGCUCUCGCUAGGGCUGAAAAGUCCAUUUUGAUCCAAAGAUCAUUUGAAGCUUUCUUCCUUAAAGCAUAUAUAUUGGCUGAUACAAAUCUUGGUCCUGAAACAUCACCUUAUGUCAUACAACUGCUCGGUGAAGCUCUCCGAUGCCCCUCAGAUGGUCUUAGGAAAGGACAAGCAUUGAAUAAUUUAGGAAGUAUCUAUGUGGAUUGUGGUAAGCUGGAUCAGGCUGCAGAUUGCUACAUGAAUGCCCUUAAAAUUAAGCACACUAGAGCUCAUCAAGGGUUGGCACGUGUUUAUCAAUUGAAAAAUCGAAGAAAAGCUGCAUUUGAUGAGAUGACAAAACUAAUAGAGAAGGCACAAAAUAAUGCAUCAGCGUAUGAGAAACGGUCAGAAUAUUGUGACAGAGAGACGGCAAAGAAUGACCUUAAUAUGGCAACACAGCUGGAUCCAUUAAGAACAUACCCAUAUAGAUACAGGGCAGCUGUGCUAAUGGAUGACCAAAAAGAAACUGAAGCGUUGGAAGAGCUUACAAUAGCCAUCGCUUUUAAACCUGAAUUACAAAUGCUUCAUCUUCGAGCAGCGUUUUAUGAGUCAAUGGGGGAUCUUCCCUCUGCUCGUCAAGAUUGUGAAGCAGCUCUUUGCUUAGACCCAAACCACACAGACACUCUCGAUCUGUACAAUAAAACCCAGAACCGAGCAGUGCAUCAUUGAAGCAUUUGAGUCAUCUAUUAUGCAAGUGAUAAAGUCCAUACUUGACUAUUAGUUUUGAGGGGGAAGUCAAGAAUUUCCAUGCCGUCCAUUUUUAUUUGGUCCUAAACAGCAUCCAUCAGAAAAGUUGCCCCAGCAAGUGGGUAAAAAAUGGGCGAAGAAGGACAGGCAAUGAAUUGAUAAGUACAUACCGCACCAUGAAAUUGAUGACAGUUCGAAAAGGAUCCUAUGAACAAACCCUGGACUGUUUCCCUGGAAGUUGUGUAUAGGUAAUGUCUGCAUGAAAAUAGCAGCAUCAAAUUAAGUUCCAAAGGUUAAAGUUUUCAGUGACUUGUCAUUGAUUCCAAAGAACAGUAUAGGUUUCACCCCUUGUUUCUCACUAGAAGCAAUUUGUCUUCUUACGUUUCUUUUAUUUAAAAAAAAAAAAAUUUCUCAGAGUUCAUCUUGUACAGAAACAAACUCAGAAAAUGAUCUGAAUCUUCCUUAUCAUAAUUGCAGAUUGCCAGAAGUGAUGAUGUAGACAAGAAAAGAAAAGAAAAACCUUUUAAUUUUAUUGCUUUCCUUUCAUUUUC